AAGUGCUAUUUAUUACAUUCAUGUGAUAGAUUACAUCCUCUGACAUGAGGGUGUGCAAAUGAUGUAACUAAGUGUAAUAGUCUGCACUUUGCUUUAUGUCAAUGAGAAACGUCACAGUCUGGGGGAUUGUGUCACAUGUUAUUAGAUUUCCUAUAACACUAAUGAGGCGGAUACUAACAAAACUGAUUAAUCGAGUGCUUUUAGGCACAUUACCUUGUGAGAAGAUGUCCAGUAAAGUAAUAGGUAGCACUUCCAAGAGGAAACUGGUUGUUGGGCUCGGCAACCCUGGCAUGAAUAGCUCACGGCACAGCAUUGGCAUGGCUGUGAUCGCAGAGCUGGCACAACGUCUGGGAGUGAAUGAUCAGUGGAAAUCAGACAGGCAGGUAUCAGGUGAGGUCAUCGUUUCAGUCUACGAGGACACACAGCUUGUGCUUCUCCGGCCAAAACUGCUCAUGAAUGUGAAUGGAGUUAGUGUGGCAAAGGCAGCAAACAAAUUUUCUAUUAAGCCUGAGAACAUUGUCUUGGUCCAUGAUGAACUUGAUAAGCCACUUGGGAAGCUUGGCAUCAAACAUGGAGGCAGUGCAAGGGGUCACAAUGGUGUCCGAUCAUGUAUUGAUUGCCUUCAAUCUGACGUUAUGCCACGGCUACGAAUUGGUAUUGGUCGACCCUCAGGAAAGACCCCAGUGGACCGGCAUGUUCUGGGACGGUUUUCCAAAGAAGAGCAGAUCAUGUUAAGCUCUGUGAUGGAACAUAGUGUAGACAUCCUACUAGCACAGUUCACUGAACCGCAAGUCCAAAAAUCUCCAGCAGGGGGCAGAAGAGCAUCACGCAAUAGUAAAGAGAAGCCAUCUUCAGCAGCUCAGGACCCUGAUCAAGUGCAGAUCCCCACCUGACCUGAACUGUCAUAUUAACAAACUCAUAUCUGUUAAAUUCCAGUGAUGUCUCAGUGGUUAGGAAUCUGAGCUUUCUAAUGGAAAGUUAAAGGUUCACACCCUGGCUUUGGUAUACAGCCACUGCGUCUGCUUUAGGGGCUUCAUAUGGUGGAUGCUUAUGGCUGAUCCUACACUCCUGCAACAACAAUAAAGGGGUUGAUUUUAUUAUUGUAUAGUCAGUAUAAUAAUAUGUAUAUGUGUAAUAAUAACAACACAUUUUAAUAUGUAUAUUAUUAACACAUACAUACAAAUCAGCUGUUUCAUGUUUUUUGUUUAAAUUUUUUAUAGCUGAAAAACAAUAAGGCACUCAAGUGGCACAGCAGAGAUACAUGGUUCAAAUCUCAGCUGGUUGUUGGCCGGUUGUGUGUCUGCACAGACAUGACUGGUUAAUGUUCAUGGGGGUGGGGGGUAUUGUCAGUGCCCUCUCAAUGCAGGUCCCAAGCCUGGAUAAAAAUAGGAGAGUUGUGUCAGUAAGGGCAUCUGGUAAAAAAAAAAAGUCUGGUAUACGGGCCAGAUCUGCUGUGGUGACCCCUAAACACAGGAGCAGCCGAAAGAAAAUAAUCUUACUGUACCAUACAAGAUUUGACCACAUGAAGAUUACGCAAGAGAACAGUGAUUUCAGAAAUAAAAGAUUCAUAAAAAAAA
Messenger RNA from Trichomycterus rosablanca, 1577 nucleotides. RefSeq names its product peptidyl-tRNA hydrolase 1 homolog (gene ptrh1). Lineage: Eukaryota; Metazoa; Chordata; Actinopteri; Siluriformes; Trichomycteridae. The transcript is spliced from 5 exons. Bases 96 to 893 code for a protein of 265 amino acids. The record is from RefSeq and is a predicted model, not a curated record. Gene Ontology annotation, molecular function: peptidyl-tRNA hydrolase activity.